Molecule: messenger RNA, 3687 nt
Organism: Notodromas monacha
Lineage: Eukaryota; Metazoa; Arthropoda; Ostracoda; Podocopida; Cyprididae
Source: the annotation of a GenBank genome assembly
CGAGCCUCAAUAAACUUCUAUGAAAUUCAAGCGUCCCGCGAUUAAGGUGACAUCUAGGUAGAGAAAGUAGGUUUAAAAAAAAUCUGUGUGCUUUCUAUGGCCUCUUUUCUUCGAUUUUCCUGAUCGACCUUCAGAGCUCUCGAUUUCACCUGAAUUUCCGUCUCCUUUUCGAGAGAUCAUCAUCAGCAGGUUGGAAGUUGAAAUCACACGAAAAAAAAAAAAAAACCAUGCCUGGCGAAAAUUUGUCACGACCACAGUCGAAAAUCCAACUCGGGAAGCGAUCGUCCAUUUCGCGUCGAGGCUCGCAUCAUCGCCCACGAUUCCGUUGGAACACUGUGUCAACUGCGUCUUCUCGGAUAGAUGUCGCUAAAUUCGCGCAACGGGGUUCCAGUUCUGCCAGGUCACCCGCCGUGUGGCGCUCCAUGAACUCUGGGUCAAAGAUCAGCAGCAAGGAACCGUCUGUUCACGCGAGACUGCUGGUCAAGGGCGCCAUUCCUCAGUACUUAUUGCAGGAAAGCUCGUACUUGAGGACGACCAAUUUCUAUCAAGUUGUCGACAUGCCUGUCAAGUGUAGGCUGAAGGAGGAGUACAGGAAAUGGAUCAUCGCCAACAUUCUUUCCAGCAGUUUCCUCAGAAUGUGGAUUCAUCUUUCGGUGCUUGCAACCCUUGCAACCGUGAUAUACAAUGCCGCGCGUUCGUAUGGAGAAUUUGACACUGAAAUUGAUUCAGUAGGACUAUCAUUAACUACCACCAGAGAAUUAUUUUCCUUCUUUUUGCUGCCCCUUGUCAUAAACAUCCUUGCAUCUACGUAUUGCUACCCUGACGUCAUAUUCACGGACAUCACUUUGCGGUUUGACUGCAUGUCGUUGACCUUGUUCCUGGUACCACACUUGACAAAGUACAUUUUGUUCUGGCUGAAUGAUUACCAGUUGUUGAACCUCAAAGGAGCUUUCCUUUCGUUCAGGAUCAUCAAUACGUUCUCAUUUUUCACAGUGACUGAAUGCACAGUCCGGGGUCUUCGGAAGGCAGCUAAAGCCCUUCUGGACCACUUGCUCCUCAUGCUGCUCGGCAUCACCAUCAUGGCCGUGAUUGGCAGUGUCCUGUUUGCCGACGUCAGCCCCAGCCACUUUGGCAACCCAGUGACGACCACCGGCACGGUCUUCUACUUCCUCAUGCUGGAGAGGGUCAACAAGAUCAUCCAGGAAGUGAUCACCAGUCCGGACAUCACCAGGGCCAAGGAAUUGCUGUUCACGGCGUAUUGCGUGUGCAUCAUUGCCAUCGGGGCCUUUGUGGGCAUCGGUUUGAUCGAGUCCAUCGUGGCUGCUUCGAUUGAAAUGGAAAUCACUGACUUGGAGCGACGCCAGGUGGCGCUAAGACGGAGGCAGCGGAGGAAACGGAUAAAGAACAAUAAGAAGCAGAGUUUCGAUUUGCGUGACAAAUAUUCGCAGCUCUCGGUGGUCACGAACGAUGACUCGUCGUCUGCUGGGGGUUCUUCUGGAUCGCUUUCUAGUUACUCGGAUGAUGACGCAAUGGGAGGAUACGGGCUUGGGUCGUCGUCUUCUUCGUCGUCGACUUCGUCCUCUUUCGACACGUCGUCUGCAGGGUUUUUGUUUCCGUGGGAUCUGCAGAAAAAGAGUGACAAGUCGAAAAAUGAGCAUGAAAUGUUGCGCCAAUAUUCCCCGACUUUGGCCGACGUUGUGGAAGAAAGCAUGCAGCCUGGUGAAGAGCUGUCCAUGGGAAUCAUCAACUUCCUUCACGUGAUGGUGACUUUGGGAAGGAUCACCAGCGAUAUUGCAACAGUCACCGUGAACUUGAACGACAUCUUGUUGGCGCAGUUCAAAAGUGACCGACCUCAGUACAGAAUUUGCUUUGCAAGAGUCUCGAGUAGAAGUUCAAGAGCAGAACUCGAAGGUCUCCUGAGUGGAUCUUACGAUAAAUUGCAAAGACCUCAAGCUGAUGGACCUCCUGUGGCUGUCUCACUUUCCAUGUACAUCCGUGAAAUCGAGGAAAUUGAUCUGCACAGACAGACGAUGACCUUCGGGAUGACUCUGCGAUACAAUUACGAGGAUACGAGGUUGAAAGACGUGAAUGCGAACCCGCAAAACCUGCAGAAAAUCAGCACACACGACCCGGAAAUUGUGAACCGUUUCUGGAUGCCGGAUUUGUUCGUGCAAAAUAGCCUAGAUAUGUACAAUGGACUAACACAAGAAGACAUCAUUCUUCGAAUCAAGAAAGUUUCUGGAGCAUCUGUUGUGCCUUACGGUUACCAAGCUCCUGCGGAAAUCGCAAUUGAUGGGAAAACUCUGUUGUUCAGUGUCAAUACUCCAAGCAAAGACAGCGUCGACGUCACUCAUGUUCCGCUCGACGUCGACGACAAAUACGCAUCCGUUUUCUCAGGGAAUUAUACUUCACUGACUGUCACUUUGUCGAUGCACCGUUUGAGUAACGGAUACAUCAUCAGCAUUUUUGUUCCUUGUCUUUGUGCUGUUUUCUUGUCUUACGCGACUCUUUGGAUCGACCCAAGGGAAUUAACGCCAAGACUGACGUUGAAUGGAAUUCUUUUGGCAGCUGUUUGGUACCUUUCGAGCUCUAUGCACUUUGUUUUACCUCGGGUUCCUUAUCCGACCGCAAUGGAUACUUGGACGGGAAUAACUUGCUUCCUCGUGUCACUUGCAAUUUUCGAAACAAUUGCUGUCGAAAAGCUUCUCAGAGGUGGACAGACGAUGACCUUCGGGAUGACUCUGCGAUACAAUUACGAGGACACGAGGUUGAAAGACGUGAAUGCGAACCCGCAAAACCCGCAGAAAAUCAGCACACAUGACCCGGAAAUUGUGAACCGUUUCUGGAUGCCGGAUUUGUUCGUGCAAAAUAGCCUAGAUGUGGAUUUUCAUGAGUUGCCUCACGCCAAUUCUCUGGUUCGAGUUGACACUUCCACUGAUGGACUAACACAAGAAGACAUAAUUCUUCGAAUCAAGAAAGUUUCUGGAGCAUCUGUUGUGCCUUACGGUUACCAAGCUCCUGCGGAAAUCGCAAUUGAUGGGAAAACUCUGUUGUUCAGUGUCAAUACUCCAAGCAAAGACAGCGUCGACGUCACUCAUGUUCCGCUCGACGUCGACGACAAAUACGCGUCCGUUUUCUCAGAAUUAACGCCAAGACUGACGUUGAACGGAAUUCUUUUGGCAGCGGUUUGGUACCUUUCGAGCUCUAUGCACUUUGUUUUACCUCGGGUUCCUUAUCCCACAGCAAUGGAUACUUGGACGGGAAUAACUUGCUUCCUCGUGUCACUUGCAAUUUUUGAAACAAUUGCUGUCGAAAAGCUUCUCAGAGGUGGACAGGAAUCAAGAAUUGAAGUGUUGAAGGGUUCUUUUGUUUUGUGGGCUGCGAGGAUCGAUAUGGGAAUUAAAAUUGGGAUUCCCGCAUUUUUCCUGCUGUUCAAUAUCAUAUUUUGGGCUUGCCAUUUGAUUUGAACUUUUUUGUUUGCUGCUCUUUAUUCAGCAGAAGCUGGCAAGAUUCGAUAUUAUAUACUAAAUGAUGUGGUCAAAAUUCAGCGGAAUAAGUCAAGGAGAGAAUGUUCCGUAAAAUGCUUUUGAGUUUUUUGAAUGAAGUGUUCUUUUGAAAUUUUUCGAAUUUCGUGAGCCCUGAAUAGAUGAUGAAACUCUGGUUGAUGUCGUUUGAUUUUCUUACUUC